Messenger RNA from Xiphophorus couchianus (Monterrey platyfish), 3933 nucleotides. It is a transcript of the gene wnt2, whose product is annotated as wingless-type MMTV integration site family member 2. The record is from RefSeq and is a predicted model, not a curated record. Gene Ontology annotation, biological process: multicellular organism development; canonical Wnt signaling pathway; cell fate commitment. The coding region runs from base 426 to 1478 and encodes 350 amino acids. Gene Ontology annotation, molecular function: cytokine activity; frizzled binding. The transcript has 5 exons. Lineage: Eukaryota; Metazoa; Chordata; Actinopteri; Cyprinodontiformes; Poeciliidae. Gene Ontology annotation, cellular component: extracellular region.
UGGACUGAGGGAGGCGCAUCAGCUGGUGGCAGGGAACCCGGAGCUCCGGGUCUGGACCCGAGCCAAAACCUGCCUGGUGUCAAACCAGCCCGAACAGAUACGCCGAGACAUCUCAUUUCUUCCAUUCAUUCCUGAAGCGGCAGCCUGUCCACCCCUUGUGUAAAAGUAUAGCUCAUCACUUGUGUGAGAAUCUGCGGCGCUAUAAGACGGUCUGCGGAGCCUUCCUCCGGCAGAUCCCCCAUGGCUUUUACGCGCAAAUCGCAUUUGCUCUCACUUCUCUGUACUUUAUCAUACUUGAUUUGUUGACCCACCGAUUUUUUUUAUUUUAUUUUUUAUCAUUAUAUAGCCUAUAUCUAUUUUCAUAUGUUUCUCCCAUCCAUGGAAAUGCUCCGUGCAGAUCCAUAAAGAACCAAAUUCUGCUUAAUAUGAACUUUUUGCCAAGUGGAAUAUGUUUUUUUCUAUCGGUAACAACCUGCUGGCUGACGGCCAAGGUCGAUGCGUCCUGGUGGUACAUGGGCACCCUGGGCUCCCAGGUGAUGUGCGACAACAUCCCCGGCUUGGUGAACAAACAGCGCCAACUCUGCCGCCAGCACCCCAAGGUGAUGCAGGCCAUUGGGGCCGGGAUGAAGGAGUGGAUCUCUGAGUGCCAGCACCAGUUCCGCAACCACCGCUGGAACUGCAACACAACAGCCAGGGACCACAACUUGUUUGGCCGUCUGCUGCUACGCGGCAGCCAAGAAGUUGCCUUUGUGUACGCCAUCUCCUCUGCAGGAGUGGUGUAUACUUUGGCCCGAGCUUGCAGCCAGGGCGACCUGGACAACUGUUCCUGUGACCCCACCAAGAAGGGCUCAUCGCAGGACUCCAAGGGCUCCUUCGACUGGGGAGGCUGCAGCGAUCAUGUGGAGCACGCCAUUCACUUCAGUCAAAUCUUUGUGGAUGCCAAAGAGAGGAAGGAGAGGGAUGCCCGAGCGCUCAUGAACCUGCACAACAACAGAGCUGGCAGGAAGGCAGUGAAGCGCUUCAUGACUUUACAGUGUAAAUGCCAUGGUGUCAGUGGCUCGUGCAGCGUCCGUACCUGCUGGCAGGCUAUGGCCGACUUCCGACGCACUGGUGACCACCUGAGGAGGAGAUACAAUGGCGCUGUGCAGGUCGCAGUCAAUCAGUAUGGAACUGGCUUUACAGCCGCGCACACACACCUCAAACGUCCUAGCAAAAAUGAUCUGGUCUACCUGGAAGACUCACCAGACUACUGUAUACGGGACCCUCAGUCAGGGUCGAUGGGCACGGCGGGCCGGCUCUGCAGCCGGGCGUCCCGCGGCUCGGACGGCUGCGAGGUGAUGUGCUGCGGCCGAGGCUACGACACGGCGCGGAUCAGCCGCACCACCAAGUGCGAGUGCAAGUUCCACUGGUGCUGCGCCGUCCGCUGCAGAGACUGCCAGCAGCUGGUGGACGAGUUCACCUGCAAGUCCCACACAUGAUGGGAGCUGCGCCUGCCGUCAGGACGGACAUGUUUAUGCCAACCGGAGCUUUUAAUAUAUUUCUAGGUAGACUUCAGUCACUGUCUGCUGCUCUGUUAGAAACGUCUCAUUCCUCGACCCGAAGCAGACCAGACUGAUGAAACUAAAGUAUUUCAACUUUUUCACGUUCAGCUACUUCACAGCCACAAUUGUCAGUGUAUUUUAUUGGGAGGCUGGGAUUUGAAUAUUGCAUAAAAAUGCAAAAUAUUCUUGCCGGUCAUCUUAUAAAGUGAAACUCGUAUAGAAUCAUCACCUAGAGCGAUUUAUUCCAAGCCUUUGUUUCUUGUCAUUUUGAUAGUUAUGGCUAGCAGAAAAUGAAAACCCCAAAAGUGUCUCAGAAAAUUAGAAUAAUGCUUAAAACAUCUGUUCUUCACCUGUAGCCAUAAUUAUUAAAACUGAAAAAAAAAGAAGUUUGAAAUAUUUUAUUUAUUCUUAUGUGUAGUGAAUCUUUUUAAAUUACUUUUUCACUUUCUGAGAUGAAUGGCAAGAAAUAUGGCACUUUUGCGCAAUUUUCUUAUUUUGUUAGAUGUAUUUUAAAAGUGUGUUAUCUGUUUGUGAGUAACUUGGUGGAAGCAGCUGUCCUUCAGUUACAGCUCAGUCUCAUCAGAUCCUCUGUUUUAUUUUAUCUGUUCUGCUGCAUGUUGGACAGUUAAAUGUCGGUUUUAUCCCUCCAGCCGUUUUCCAGAUGGAUAUAUCUUCCCACCAGCUCUACCUUCCCCUGCAAAGGGAAAUUUGGGCUUCCCCCCCUCAAACAAUAGUUUUUUUCUCAUCAUUUUUCCAUAAAAGUCAUAUUUCUAGAGCGUACUUUAAACGGAAAUCCUAACAGAUUUCUGACCAGUCUUUAUAUCUGAGCUCAUGAUGCUGUUCGUUCUGAUUGAUCACAUGACCAGCAUUAUAUUAAAGGCUGAUUUCCUCAUCAAUAAAUCGAUCAUACAUCACUGAAGUAUCUCAGCUUCUGUUACAUGUUCUUAGUUUACAGGCCUGACAGCUUCACUAACAGAGUAUUUAAUAUUAAUUAAAUAUUCAUACAAAAAUUUUAUCCACAUGUACAAACUGCAUUAACAUUCCAAGUAAGUGAAAUGAACAGAACUGAAACCCAGACCUUUUUCCACCACAGACCUGACGAUGUGGGUCGGUUCAGAUCCAACAGUCCAUAUGAGAUCCGGGUUCCACUUCCUGUAACCCUCCAACAAUCAAGCAUGUUUCUUUAUCACAUCAGCUUUGCUUCAUUGCAGAAUAAAUGUGUGGCAAUAUUUGCGUUUGGGGAAGAUGGGCAACGCAACAUGACUUCCUCAUCUCAGUCCCAGCUGCAGACCUUCCUCGUUUUGCUGGCCAACGCUGUUCAUUUCUGAUCCAACUGCUGUUUCCUAGUGAGACUGAAAAUGGCUUCAGCUGUUUGAAACAGAACCAUGUUGUGAUGAUCCUGUGUUCAGUCAGAUAACCAAACACCAAGCUCAGCGAUCCUAAACUAGUUCCAGUAAGACGAUUUGUCUGGUUUAAAGGGACGAUUUUCCUGGUUUAAAGGGGCGGCAUUAUGACAAAUCAACUUCUAUGAGUUGAUUUUAAUUGAUAAAAUCAAAGUAUGAUGGAAUAUCAAGUUAUGUUACUCCAUCAUCAAAAACAUACCUGCACUGUUACCAUGAUAUUUUCAUGCAUGUUUGAGAAACCCUUUAUCUCCAUGGCAACCAUUAAGCUGUAAAUAAACACCUGGUUGGCCCUAGAUGUGUCUUUGAGCUGCAGUUUCCAAGCUUUUGCCUCACAGAGCAGCCCUCCCUCACUCAGCUCCUUCAGACUAGCCAGCAGCAAUUAGCAAACAUCUGGUGGAACUGAGCAUCUGCUGAACUCAUUAUAGGAGCUACUUCUUGGGGGCUUGGUCAAUAGAAGAAAAGGCAGACGAAUAAGCAAAUGGAAAUGAACAAAUAGCUGGAUGGGAUCAAUGAUUGGAUAGAUGAAUUGAUAAAUACAUUUACAGAAUAAGAAUUAAAUCUGAAAAGACGAUCACUUUUCUCCAGACCAAAUUCCAUGCUGUUCCAGGAACCCUGAAGGUGUUUCUGCAACUUCCAGUCUUGCAGUUUGUUUUGCUGGUUUUCCUGGUGUUGAAACAUUCAGACACCUCUGAUGUUUUACAUCCUCUCCUUUCUUCAUGUUUGGAGCCGAGUCACUUCCCUCUGGUUUGAGGUUUCAGCUCCCAGGAGGUCAGUGACGCACCACUGACCUCAUGGCGAGAAUGUGAUGGGUAAAAUCUGAAAUAUGAAAUCAUUUCUCUUGAAGAGCUGAACCAAAAUCACCGACAAAACACCUUGAAGAUAUUGACUUGCAGAGAUACACAAAAAGUCCUUUAUUGACAUUUUUCCCUUCUUUUUUUUAUUGAUGGGAUUUAAUCAUGUCUGUUUGUACAACAAAAAGAACAGCUUUU